GGACCGGCCCUUCGGCACGCAGCCGGCGAGGCGAGGGCUCUGCCCCUCCGCGCCCCGCUCCUCGGGCUCAUCCCUCAAGGGGGCUCCCCCUAGUGGCUGCUGGGGGGCACUGCGCCCCCAUUUCCCCUCGCCUCCCCCAGCUCGAGGUGGUCAAGAUGGCGGCCGGGGCGCUGCUGCGGGGCAGCGCGGGCCGCCUCCGCCCCUUCCCAGCGCAGGGGGGCCGUUCCCGCCUUUUUCUCCUCAGGGGCCUUGUCUCGUCAGAUAACCGAUCUCGGGAAGACAGCUGGUUGAAAUCGCUCUUUGUCCGCAAAGUUGAUCCCAGGAAAGAUGCUCACUCCAAUCUCUUAGCCAAAGGGGAGACCAGUAGCCUUUAUAAAUUACAAUUUCACAAUGUCAAACCGGAAUGCCUGGAAGCCUACAACAAUCUUUGUCAAGAGGUGCUGCCAAAGAUCUACGAGGGGAAGGACUAUCCAUGUACACUGGUGGGGACAUGGAACACGUGGUAUGGAGAGCAAGAUCAGGCUGUCCAUCUCUGGCGGUACGAGGGAGGUUAUCCAGCCCUUCAGGAAGUCAUGAGUAAGCUUCGACAUGACAAGGGGUUCAUGGAGUUUCGCAAAGCAAGAGGAAACAUGCUUCUCUCUCGCAAGAAUCAGCUGCUGUUGGAGUUCAGUUUUUGGAACGAGCCUGUUGCCAGGGCAGGGCCCAAUAUCUAUGAACUGAGGUCUUAUCAACUUAGACCUGGAACCAUGAUUGAAUGGGGCAACUACUGGGCCCGUGCCAUUCGUUUCCGGCAGGAUGACAAAGAAGCUGUCGGUGGCUUUUUCUCACAGAUUGGUCAGCUGUACAUGGUUCAUCACCUUUGGGCUUACCAAGAUCUCCAGACAAGAGAAGACAUCCGGAAUGCUGCAUGGCACAAGCCUGGAUGGGAUGAGCUGGUGUACUAUACAGUGCCCCUCAUUCAGGAAAUGGAAUCCAGAAUAAUGAUACCAUUGAAGAUUUCUCCACUCCAGUAAAGGCACAGGUUGACUGGUGCAGAUUUAAAUUAAGAAGCAUUUGUCUUUUAGUUGAUUUGAUGCUAUGUGUGUAUGGCAAUGGAAAACCAGACUUCUGAGAGUACUGUAUACUGGGACUCACAAACGAGACCUCUUUUCUCCAGACCCUUCAGGGAGCACUUGGGAAUGUCUUGGGGGAGAGUCAUGGGGUCAUAUUUAAGUCUUAGUGUUCAACCACCGAGCCAGGUUCUCUAUGAAACAGCCUCUUUCAAACGCCCUCAUAGGUAUUUGGAGGCCGGGAUGGAAGCGCGCAAGCUUCAGCAGUAGUUGCAUGAGCUUGAAACCCUUGAACGGCGCUGUAUUUAAUGAUGGGGCGAUUUGCCACAUGCUCUCUGAUGCAUUCUUUUUUCACAGUCAUCUUUGCUUAUCGGGCCUGCAAGGCCUUCCUCUGGUGCCACAAAGUGUUGCUAGAGAAAGUAGCCGUCCUCCCCCUUUCCCACCUGGAUUUGAGCAGAGUACAGCGGGGAUCCUUGCUUUCCUUUCCCUUUCUAAAGCAACAGUUCUGUUCAGCUUGCCUGCCCUGGGGAAGCACUCCAUAUUUUAGUUUUUGCUUUGUCCUAGACCAAAUUUAUCUUCGCCAUCAGCUAAACCAGCCUUCUGCAACUUGGAGCCUUCCAGUUCUUUUGGAGUACAACUCCCAUCAGCCCCAGCACAUGCACAUGCUGGCUGGGGCUGCUGGCGGUUGUCCAAAACAGGUGGACGGCUGCAGGUUGGAGAAGGCUGAGCUAAACACAUUUUUCUAGGUAGCACAACUGUGUGUGGGCUGGCGGAAGGGGGAAAUUAUGUUUAAAGGCUCCCAUAUUGGGGGAAGGGGGAACCCUGCAUGUGGAAAGCUAGCAUGUCAGGGAAGCACCCAGGCCAAAGCCAUUAAUAGGUGAAGCACUGAGACAACCCCCCCCCCCCCGCAAUCCUACACCUGCAGUUUGAAGUGGGUGCAUCCUUGAAAUCCUUUUCAACCUGCUGUAAUGUCUGGAGGGGAACCCAUUCUCAGUUUGAACGAUCAGCCCUAGGAAUGGGCCUGCUUAACUUGUAUGAUCUGGUAGACCAGCCCUCUCCAACCUGGUGCCCUCCAGAUGUUGUUAGACUACGACCCCCAUGAGUCCCGGCCAGCACAGCUGUGCUCCCAUCUGCCCCAGCACCAUGCAGCUGUGCUGGCUGGAACUGAAAGAAGUUGUAGUCAACAACAUCUGGAGGGCAUCAGGCUAGAGAAGACUGGGGGGGGCGUAUAUUUGUCCGCUUCCAACAGCGGAUGCCAUCUCAAAGAUGUAUGUCAUCAGUUGCCAGCCACCACUUUUGCCAGCAAAAAGCAGUGCCCCACGCUACUCUCCUGAGGCACGUGGCUUUCUCCCAUACCGGAAGGUGGUGGCUGUGUUGUUUUUAAGAUCCACAGUGUGAUGCGUCGUGAAUGUCAAUGUGAUGUCAUAUCAUGGAAAAAUCCUUUACAAAUAACAAUAAUAAUUCAGUGUAUGGUCAGCAGGUACUUGUGCACCUUGCUCCUAUCAAUUGUUACUGAGAAGUCCUAUUGUGUUAAAAGGGCUCUGCUUCCAAGAAAGGGUGCAUAGGAGCAGAGGCUUAGGAUGGUGCGUGUUAGGAAGACCCCCGCCCCCAUCGUCUCUCCACUUUAAAUGGGAGUUCAGAUCAGUAGGGAAAUAACAGUGGGGGGAGGGGGGCUGUGUGUUUUGGGGGUGGAUUCUCUGUAGCUGGAAGAGGUGUCGCUGAAGCUCACUGUGGCAAAGCUUAAGAACUGCCAGUCUUAUGGGGUCAUAUGAGCAGCUGUAAAGAGGAGUUGGUGGCAUGAGCAUUUUUCAAGCGCUCCUGGAUGAUGCAGUGAAGCUGGAUGUGAGGAAAGCCUUUUUUAUUAUGAAUAAUAAGCAUUCAGGAUUUCAUCCAUUUGUGUGGUUUGAUUAACAUAAUUGCAGAAGGUGAUUCUGAAAAGAUGCAUCAAGAUGGGGCGUGUUAAAUCACUUAGGACUGGCACAAAUCACUGCAUUUCCCAUGUCCAGUUUUCUAUUUUUGAUUACAUGUUAGAAUAGAGGGAUUUGUGUAUGUGUGUAUGUCUGUCCGUAAAGUUGUGAACACCCUGUAUGUUGAAGCAGUUAUUUUGUUAGCUAAUGAAUCAGUGCAAUAUGCUGUAUGUCCGAUUACCUAAGAAACAUCCACUUUAUACAUUUCAGCGAGUUUUCUGGCAGAAUGUGUCAAUAAAAUCCUAUUGAUUUUCGCAUA
Rhineura floridana is the source of this 3275-nucleotide messenger RNA. RefSeq names its product nipsnap homolog 2 (gene NIPSNAP2). The transcript has 10 exons. Lineage: Eukaryota; Metazoa; Chordata; Lepidosauria; Squamata; Rhineuridae. The coding region runs from base 156 to 1013 and encodes 285 amino acids. The record is from RefSeq and is a predicted model, not a curated record. Gene Ontology annotation, cellular component: mitochondrion.